AUGGCGACGCACUCAAUCAUCUCUCCCGGAAUUCUUUAUUUUGGAACACCAGUUGUGCUUAUUACCUCCCAAAACGAAGAUGGACCGGACAAUAUUUGUGCUAUUUCAUCGGUGUUUUGGCUUGGUCACCGCUGCAUUCUCGGAUUCGGCGCUGGGAGUAAAACGCCACAAAAUAUCCUUAGAACAGGCCAAUGCGUGGUGAAUCUCCCUGAUGACAGCAUGGCUCGCCAUAUCAAUCUAUUAGCCACUACAACUGGCUCGAAAAACGUAUCAGCUUCGAAGCUCGAGAGAAACUAUCGCUAUGUUAAGGACAAAUGGAGGGUAGCCGAGCUAACGCCUCAAACUUCCGAUCUUGUUCGCCCAGCACGUAUUCUAGAGUGCCCAGUUCAGAUGGAAUGCGAACUAGCCAAAAGCCAUACGUUAAUGGAUGAUUUUCCCGAUCUCAAGGGCGCAGUUGUGGCUAUUGAGCUCAAGGUUCUCCGAACCCACAUUUUGGAUCACCUUCGGAUGCCAGGGCAUCCCAAUCGAAUUAAUCCGGACCGUUUGAGACCCAUUUUCAUGUGUUUCCAGGAGUUUUACGGAUUUAGAGAUGGAAAAGUAGCGGAGAGCGCGUUAGGUAAGAUUGAUGAAGAAAAGUAUCGAAGGCUCACACGAAGUAGUGUAGUUGCGCUUCCUGGAGAUAGAGAUAAGGAGAUGGUCGAACAAAAAUGGGAAAAGAUGGAUACAAACCAAUGUUAA
Trichoderma asperellum CBS 433.97 is the source of this 738-nucleotide messenger RNA. RefSeq lists its product as uncharacterized. Gene Ontology annotation, molecular function: FMN binding. Lineage: Eukaryota; Fungi; Ascomycota; Sordariomycetes; Hypocreales; Hypocreaceae. The record is from RefSeq and is a predicted model, not a curated record.